CCCCCUCCCUCCAUUUAUGUUGCCAAUUAUGCAUUUCAGAAAUAUGUUGCGUACCUGGAUGAAUUAUUGAGGAUCGUGCAAAAAAUAGUUGCUUGGAUAGGCGAUAUAAAUGGUUUGCUCGAUUUACCGCAUUUUUUGGCGCUUGUUGAUUUGUUCCGUGGUGAACGCCAACGUGCAGAAUGUGCUACAGCAGUACUCUCGGCAUUCGUUCGCACCAACGAACUUGCAUCGUCCGAGGAUUUCCAGCUUUUCCAAAAGGAGAAACGGCUUAUAUCCUACUACAUAAUCCGCAGUUUGGAUCGUUUCGAUCUGCACAGUGAUCCGGAACGAGCACUUGAUUUCUACGUGGAUGCACGUGCUUUGCUAUCGAACCUGGAUGCUGUUGUUGCUGUACGUUUUUUGAUCUAA
Messenger RNA from Gongylonema pulchrum, 408 nucleotides. The record is from the annotation of a GenBank genome assembly. Lineage: Eukaryota; Metazoa; Nematoda; Chromadorea; Rhabditida; Gongylonematidae.